Messenger RNA from Suncus etruscus (white-toothed pygmy shrew), 2761 nucleotides. RefSeq names its product GA binding protein transcription factor subunit beta 1 (gene GABPB1). Bases 224 to 1411 code for a protein of 395 amino acids. Gene Ontology annotation, cellular component: nucleus. Gene Ontology annotation, molecular function: protein binding; transcription cis-regulatory region binding. The transcript has 10 exons. The record is from RefSeq and is a predicted model, not a curated record. NCBI's taxonomy places the organism in Eukaryota, Metazoa, Chordata, Mammalia, Eulipotyphla, Soricidae. Gene Ontology annotation, biological process: positive regulation of transcription by RNA polymerase II.
CCGCCCGCCCGCUCCUCGCCCGCGCCCCGCUCGCUCCCUCCGAAGCCUUUCCAGAAGUUGGUGGUUGGAAGUUUCAUUUACACAUACGGUAGAUGACCCGGCUCGCUCGCUCGCUCCCUCAGACCCACCCAGCUUGGUUGCAAUGAAAUGCCUUUGCACUGACAUCAAGCCCGCCUAGCUUCCCACUUUUCGACCUCAGUUUUUGAAAUUAGGAAAGCUAAAGAUGUCCUUGGUAGAUUUGGGAAAGAAGCUUCUAGAAGCAGCACGUGCAGGGCAAGAUGAUGAAGUUCGUAUUUUGAUGGCGAAUGGAGCUCCUUUUACUACAGACUGGCUAGGAACUUCUCCACUUCAUCUGGCAGCACAAUAUGGACAUUAUUCCACCACAGAAGUGCUUCUCCGAGCUGGUGUAAGUAGGGAUGCCAGAACCAAAGUGGACCGAACGCCAUUACAUAUGGCAGCUUCUGAGGGCCAUGCAAGCAUAGUAGAGGUGUUGCUUAAGCAUGGUGCUGAUGUCAAUGCCAAGGACAUGUUAAAGAUGACAGCUCUACAUUGGGCCACAGAGCAUAAUCAUCAGGAGGUGGUGGAACUUUUAAUCAAAUAUGGUGCUGAUGUACACACGCAAAGUAAAUUUUGUAAAACUGCAUUUGAUAUUUCAGUAGACAAUGGGAAUGAAGAUUUAGCAGAGAUACUACAGAUUGCUAUGCAGAACCAAAUCAACACAAACCCAGAGAGUCCUGACACUGUGACGAUACAUGCUGCAACACCACAGUUUAUCAUUGGACCUGGAGGGGUGGUGAACCUAACAGGUCUGGUAUCUUCAGAAAAUUCAGCCAAGGCAACAGAUGAAACAGGAGUGUCUGCUGUUCAGUUUGGAAACUCUUCUACAUCAGUAUUAGCGACAUUAGCUGCCUUAGCCGAAGCAUCUGCUCCGUUAUCCAAUUCUUCAGAAACCCCAGUAGUGGCCACGGAGGAAGUAGUCACUGCAGAAUCUGUGGAUGGUGCAAUUCAGCAAGUAGUUAGUUCGGGGGGUCAGCAAGUCAUCACAAUAGUUACAGAUGGAAUUCAGCUUGGAAAUUUGCACUCCAUUCCAACAAGCGGAAUAGGCCAACCCAUCAUUGUGACCAUGCCAGAUGGACAGCAAGUAUUGACAGUUCCAGCAACGGACAUUGCUGAAGAAACUGUUAUAAGCGAAGAGCCACCAGCUAAGAGACAAUGUAUCGAAAUAAUUGAAAACCGGGUGGAAUCUGCAGAAAUAGAAGAAAGAGAAGCCCUUCAAAAACAGCUGGAUGAAGCAAAUCGAGAAGCACAAAAGUAUCGACAGCAGCUUCUAAAGAAAGAACAGGAAGCAGAGGCCUACAGACAGAAAUUAGAAGCAAUGACUCGACUUCAGACUAAUAAAGAAGCUGUUUAAUUGAAAUGAACAUGUAGUUUGAGUUACUGUUGGUCAAGAAAGAAUACAAUCUUGAACUGUACACAUUAUGUACAGUCGUGGGAAGACAGGAUAGUUGAAGAGUCUGCAGAUUGAUAAUUGGACUUAAGCCAUGAGCUCUGAAUUCUUGUAACAUAAAACUUCAAAAGUUGUGACAUGUAUUUAAAACUGAAUUCUGUAAAUAGUUUCUGGGUUUUUUUUUUUUACAGUUCCCAAUGAGAGUUGAUAAAGAUUGUUGAAGAGAUCCAAAAACAACAAGCCAAUGCUUUUGUGAAUUUUUUCUGAUUUUAGUACAAACCUUAAUUUCUCAGAAGCAGAACAGUUUUAAGGGUGAUCGUUGAUUAGACCAAAUGUCGUGUAAUAAUUAUGUGGUGGACUGAUGCUGGAAUUUCUCUUUUAGGUAUAACCUUCUAUUUAAAGAGAAGCUCUCUCCCAGGAAAUCUUUAUACAGCUCUAAGUUGUCUCAGGUUUUCUGGAAACAUUUUUAGAAAGUGAACUUUUAUAUUUGUUCAAUUUCAGCUAUACUGCAGUAGAUUUACAUGUAUAUGAAGCAAAUAUUUUUUAAACUUUCUGUCUGUACAUAUUCUGCAUGUUUUAUAUUUUCCAAAUGCAUCACUUGCAUAGGUAUUUUUCCCACAAAGAUGAUGACAGUUACAAGGGGAAAAAAAUCCCUUUUAUUCAUCAGAACUGGACAAGUUAGCAGCUGGUUUUAUUGGGAUGACAAUGUUCUUAAUAGGAGCAGCUUAUAAGAAAACUUGAAUUUGCGAACUGCAAAAUAUAUAUGCUCUUUAAAAAUUUCAUAGUGGGGAUAUGAACCUAUUUUGUGCCUUCCAUCAUGAUUUCCACAUGAAAGCACUUUAAGGCACUGGAUUUUAAGAUAAUGUCUUUUGGAAAACUCUAUGCAUAUGAGUUUCUGAAAUAUUCAUGGACUCAUUCCCCUCCCCCAAAUUAUUCUUAUGGAGAAACAUUGCUUUUGUAUGUAGAACAAGAAUCUUUUAUACAACAGUGAUGCCAUAUCGAUAUGUCGUAUAUAUUCUCUUUUUCCCUGUGAAAGUUUAUGUAUGUAUGUGCUGUGAUAUUUUGCUCUUUUAACAAUAUUGUUGAAUUCCACAAUGUAUUGACAUUAAGUUCUGUCAUACUGUCUUUUUUUUUUUUUUUGGUAAAGCAUAACUUCAAGUACCCUCUUAUUUUUUUUAAUGUUUUACUGCUUUAUGAAAAUGUUUAACCCUAAGAUCCCUCUAGAUUACCUAUACUGUAUAAAGAAGCAAUUACCCUUAAAACUGUACUCUGGCCUACUUUUCUAUUUUACAAUUAAAUAUCUUUUCCACAUAA